Cicer arietinum (chickpea) is the source of this 1981-nucleotide messenger RNA. Its product is annotated as WD repeat-containing protein ATCSA-1. Gene Ontology annotation, biological process: protein polyubiquitination; proteasome-mediated ubiquitin-dependent protein catabolic process; transcription-coupled nucleotide-excision repair. Lineage: Eukaryota; Viridiplantae; Streptophyta; Magnoliopsida; Fabales; Fabaceae. Gene Ontology annotation, molecular function: protein binding. The record is from RefSeq and is a predicted model, not a curated record. Gene Ontology annotation, cellular component: Cul4A-RING E3 ubiquitin ligase complex; nucleotide-excision repair complex.
GCAAAUUUAGGAUUUAGGAGGUUUGUAGGGUAGGACAUAGGAGAUAUAAAUUAAGGGUAAAAGUGUAAAAGCAUGGAUAAAAUUGGGCCCAUAGAGAAGUGGGUGAAUGGUAAACUGAAAUCCAAUGGGCCAGAGAUGAAGUCCAGUUGAGUUUCAGACAGGUGGAGAAGAAGGAAGAAGAAGAAGAAGAAACCUCUGAAGAAGACAACUUGGUGUUUAUGGUGGAAGUAGUGUUAGAAUAGAGACAUCACAAGGGUUGUUCGUUGCGUGCUGAAAUUCUUGAACUAGAAAUUGAAAUCAAAGAUGCUACGAAUAUGCAUACGUGUAAGAAUAUCAGAGACAGAGAAUCCGGGAAAUUACGAGCAGAUUCUUUCGCUAAUCGCAUAAAAUCCAAUCGCAUUUCUCAACUCGAGCUUUCAAAUCACAAAGAACUCGUUUCUCCUCACAAAGGCGCAAUCAACUCUCUUCAGAUUGAUUUGACAGAGGGAAGAUAUUUGUUAUCUGCUGCAUCGGAUGCAUCGGUUGCGGUUUACGAUGUUCAACGGCCGAGUGGUUAUGAAGGAAACGGUGUGAUAUCCAAACAUAGUUCAUUAUUUGUUGUUGAUAAGCAGCAUCAAUUAGGUCAUAAAUAUGCAGUUUCUUCAGCUAUAUGGUAUCCCAUUGAUACUGGCUUAUUCGUCACUGGUUCAUAUGAUCAUUAUGUUAAUGUUUGGGACACUAAUACCACUCAGGUGGUGGUGAAUUUCAAAAUGCCUGGAAAGGUGUACAAGACUGCAAUGUCCACAUUGUCAACAUCUCACAUGCUUAUUGCUGUUGGAACUGAGGAUGUCCAAGUUCGUCUUUGUGAUAUUGCUUCUGGGGCAUUUGCUCAUACUUUGUCUGGUCAUCGUGAUGGUGUAAUGACUGUUGAAUGGUCUGCUUCAAGUGAAUGGAUCUUGAUUACUGGGGGGUGUGAUGGUGCAAUACGUUUUUGGGACAUCAGGCGUGCCGGUUGUUUCCAAGUUUUAAAUCAAUCUCGAACGCAGCUUGGAAGACGUCCACCUAUACUCAAACGUUCUGUGACAACUAAGGAUUCAAGUACAAAAGUGCGUUCUGCACAGAAGAAAUUUGGCAAUGGCAGUGGCAGUGGACAACUGCCGAUAGGCAGGCUAUCAUCCAAGGGGCAAUUGAAGCAGAAACUACAUCCAGGAUUGCUUUCUACUCAGGAUCGUGCAACUGCUCAUUAUGGUGCUGUGACAGGAUUAAAAGUAAUAGAUGACGGCAUGUAUCUCUUAAGUGCAGGAUCUGAUUCAAGAUUGAGGUUAUGGGACGUCGAGUCUGGCUGUGACACACUUGUGAACUUUGAAACAGUCCGCUUGCAAACAAGCAAACCUAUUCAAUUAGCUACGACUCAAAAUUCGGCCCUUGUUUUUGUUCCUUGCAUGAGAGUUGUGAAAGCAUUUGAUAUGUGGUCGGGGAAUGUGCACAUGGUAUUACGUGGACACUAUGAAUCUGUGAGCUCCUGCUGCUUUAAUCAACAAGAUCAGGAGUUGUACACAGGUGGAAAUGAUAGACAAAUUCUUGUAUGGUCACCUGCUAGGUCAAUUACUGAUGAAAUGGACGAAGGAGCUCCCGAUGACCAGGAUAGCUGGAGUAACUGAGUUUCACCUCCAUUUGUUUCAACCUGUUAUCCUUGCUCAUAAUCAUCCUGCAGUUUGUAUUUUGCAUGUCUGUGGGAUUUGUAAAUAAAGAUUGUUCUGGUGUUUUGAAGCAUAGGUGUAAUGCUUAGACGGACAAAACUGCAAAAUUGUGUAUACUAGUAGCCCAUUGCUUUUGUUGAUAGAUUUAUUUUUCUUUCGAUUUUCGUCUUCUUUUAAACUUAGUGUAAAUAUCAGCAUGUUUGCUUCCUUUCCUGGUUAAUGGUUUGCCAUAAAAAAGGUUGUAUGCUUAUGUGCAAACUGAAAUGACAUUGCUAUUAUCCUUUAUUAUAAUUCUUUAUACA